Molecule: messenger RNA, 489 nt
Organism: Botrytis fragariae
Lineage: Eukaryota; Fungi; Ascomycota; Leotiomycetes; Helotiales; Sclerotiniaceae
Product: putative mgmt family protein
Exons: 4
Coding region: 1-489 (162 amino acids)
Biological process (GO): DNA repair
Molecular function (GO): catalytic activity
Source: RefSeq, a predicted model, not a curated record
AUGCCCCGCACCGACGAAGCAACCUCCUUCUACCACUCCGUCUACAGCGCCAUCCAAGAGAUUCCACAUGGAAAAGUGACGACAUACGGACAUAUCGCGCGGCUAAUCGGGACACCAAACCGCCCCCGCCAAGUAGGAAUCUGUCUUAAGCAUCUUCCCAAUUCCCCCUCCACAUCCUCUCCCACCCCCACCCCCACCCACCUCUUCCACAACGGCAACGUACCCUGGCAACGAGUGAUUAAUGCAAAAGGGGGGAUAAGUCCACGAAGCCACCCCUCCGGCGCCCAAAACCAAGCCGCCAUACUACGAAGUGAAGGUAUCGAAGUAACGAUUGGUUCGCUAAACACUCUCCUCAUUUCCCUACCCACCUACGGCUGGUUUCCGCGUCAGCUACCUAGUGAAGAAGCGGCCGGGUUAGAUCCACCUAUUAAUUCGGAUUCGGAUUCGGAUUCUGAAGGUGGCGGUGGAGGUGAUGGUGCGGAAGAAUGA